AUGCCAUUAGCGCGACUUCUCAAUCUCCAUAAAGAAGACUACACCACCAUCUUCUCUGAUCUCGUUCGUCAAAGAAUUGUUGGACGAAUGGAAGUUUAUAGUGAUAGAAUUCAGAAAUCUCUUUCUCUUGCACUUGAUGAGCUGAUUGGUGAUUGUAAAGAACCUAAACUUAUUUCCAAUCCUUUGGAUUUAUCUCGAGAAAUUAUCGCGAGAUCAGUCGCAACUAUUUAUGUGGGAGAGGAACUAUGCCACGAUAAAGAAAUCAUAAGAACAUUCAAAAAUUUUGCGGGAGAUGUUACCAAACGUGUUCGUACUCCUCCAUUCCUGUCGUUUAUUCAUCCAUGGCUCAGCAAGAAACUUUUCAUAAUGCAGUUCAAAUUCGGUGAUAAUGCAGUCAGAAACCAUAGAUCUCUAUUAAUUAGUCGCAUUAAGCCAACUAUAGAAAAACGACUAAAAGACCAAAUCAACUUUGGCGAAUCUUAUCAGAAACCUAAUGAUCUGAUUCAAGAUUUGAUUGAUCAUGCUCAAAAAGACCAACAAAAAGUUGAUUGUGAUCGAAUGGUUUCUUAUAUUUUGAUACUUGUAUGGACAGCAAUUCACACUACCAGCCACAAUUUCUUUAAUGCAUUACAAGAAUAUGCAACACGACCAGAAUACUGGGAUGAAUUAUUGGAAGAACAGCAACAAGUAAUUGCCGGUAAUAAUAGUGACAAGUUUGAAUUGUUGGCGAAAAUGCGUAGGCUGGAUAGUUUCAUUAAGGAAUCCAUGAGAACUUAUGGCAAUACUGUUGGGUUAACUCAUCAGACGAUGACUUCCGAAUUCACAUUUUCUAACGGAUAUCAAGUUCCUGAAGGACGCGGAGUCGGGAUAUAUGUUGAAUCCAUAUACCACAACAAAGUACUACAAGGUGCUGAUGCGACAGAAUUCAACGGACGUAGGUACCUUGAAAAGAAUUCUUCCGCUUCACAAAUCGGUCGUGAUUUUCUAGUUUUUGGACUUGGACGACAUGCUUGCCCAGGAAGGUUUCUUGCAGUAAAUGAAAUCAAAUUUUUGCUGUCCGAAAUUAUUUUACGAUAUAAAAUUACUCCGAUAAAUUCACCGAGAAAAAAGAAAAUUAUUAAAGCAGGAUUUGUGAUACCUAAUAAUGCUGAGGAAUUGAUAUUCGAAAAAC
Molecule: messenger RNA, 1171 nt
Organism: Ambispora gerdemannii
Lineage: Eukaryota; Fungi; Glomeromycota; Glomeromycetes; Archaeosporales; Ambisporaceae
Source: the annotation of a GenBank genome assembly